Molecule: messenger RNA, 2075 nt
Organism: Monopterus albus (swamp eel)
Lineage: Eukaryota; Metazoa; Chordata; Actinopteri; Synbranchiformes; Synbranchidae
Gene: thumpd3
Product: THUMP domain containing 3
Exons: 10
Coding region: 288-1700 (470 amino acids)
Biological process (GO): tRNA methylation
Molecular function (GO): RNA binding; tRNA (guanine) methyltransferase activity
Source: RefSeq, a predicted model, not a curated record
UAGCAGUAACUAAAGCCCUGGGAUGUAGUGUACUUGGUCCCGUUGAUAAUCCAGCGUUAUAUAUUAUUUAUGCUGUUCUAGUAGGCUACACAAUUUAUUUCCUUGGUCAGAUUAAAUAUGUGCAGAUUAUGCUUUUAUUCUGAAGGAUUUUGACCGGAAGUAUCGACAUUGUUAUGGCGGAAAGAACGUGUUGCUACCUCGUGGCUCUUUGCAAGCAUAGAGUGACCUUCUUAAGAUUGUUAUAAGCUUCUGCAGCUCAACCGUUAGAGGCAGCCCACAGAUACAACAUGUCCUCUCAGGGAGAUGGGGAUGCAGAGCAGGGCCCUGAAACAGUGGGACCAUCGCCUUCUUCCUCCACUGAAACUGAUGCCACCAGUGGCGACGUCAUUACUGUCACCAUUGGUGCAACAGUGCCCACAGGGUUCGAACACACUGCUGCAGAGGAGGUCAAGGAGAAAAUUGGGGUUGACGCACGAAUUAGCAAAGACCGUGGUCGUAUAUACUUUCCAAUAACAAGUGACAAGCUUUUUCAGGUCCAUCUUCUGAGGUCUGUGGACAACCUGUUUGUUGUGGUCGAGGAAUAUGAUCAUUUCCAUUUCAAAGAAUCAAAGGAGGAGACGCUGAUGGAACUGCAGCAGCUUGCUUCAAAACUCCCCUGGACUAAUGCACUAGAGGUCUGGAAACUAAACACCGCCCUAAAAAAGAAGAAAAGCCACCGGAAAGGAGGGAAUGGCGUCAAAUUAAAACCUACCAGUGAGGCCAGUGAUGCAGCUGUAGCUGACACUGAGCGGCAAGAGCUGCCUCAGGCUAUGGCUUCUACUGAAGGCCAGAUGGAGGUAGAGAGCACACCUGACACGGAAACGUGUGCACAGGACCUCGAGGAGUCAGCAGCCAUGGCCAAGCUCAUCAAGUUUCGUGUGACAUGCAGCAGGGCCGGUGACAAACACAGCUUUUCCUCAAAUGAGGCAGCCAGAGACUUUGGUGGCGCCGUACAAGAGUUCUUCCAGUGGAAGGCAGACAUGACGAAGUUUGACAUCGAGGUAUUAUUAAACAUACACAAUGAAGAGAUGGUGAUCGGCAUUGCACUCACAGAGGAGAGCCUUCACAGGAGAAACAUCAGUCACUUUGGACCCACAACACUGCGAUCAACCUUAUGCUAUGGCAUGCUCAGGCUGUGCAAACCUCAGGCAUCUGACAUAAUACUUGAUCCAAUGUGUGGGACCGGAGCUAUACCACUGGAGGGGGCCAUCGAAUUUAACAGUUCCUUCUACAUCGCUGGGGACAACAACGACAUGGCAGUUAACCGCACAGUCAAUAACAUAUGUCACAUCCAGAAAAGGAGGGCAGACAAGGGCAGUGCCUCUGGAUUGCCCAUUGACACAGUGCGCUGGGAUCUGUGCAACCUACCAAUAAAAACCAGCUCUGUUGACAUUAUCAUCACUGACAUGCCCUUUGGGAAGAGAAUCGGCUCUAAGAAGAGAAACUGGGACCUCUAUCCUUCCUGUCUGAGGGAAAUGGCCCGUGUGAGCAGACCAGGCUCAGGAAAGGCUGUCCUCUUGACACAGGACAAGAAAUGCUUUGCUAAGGCUAUCUCGAGGGUCGGAGGACUGUGGAGUAGGCUGCAAACAGUUUGGGUCAAUGUUGGGGGUUUACAUGCCGCAGUCUACCUCCUUAAGCGGACCCCGGCGCUGUUUAGCUAAACAUCCGGGGACUUCCGUGAGUCACGAGGACCACGAGAGGGAUCACGAGGAGGUCACUAAAUGACUUGAUGCCUAUAAAUGCUCCAUUUAUAUUCAUAGCUGAUUUUCUUUAUUUAUACUAUUUUUGGAGAUGAACGUUUUCUCCUUAAUUGAUGUUCUCUUCUCCAUCGCACCACACAAGUUUUAUUGUCUAAUCACUGCAUUUGUUAUUUGAUUUAAUGUGCUAAAUGACGCCAUUUUUCAUGUUCGACAGCAGUUUAAUAGGUAACACACACUGACUGAAGUUCUAAUUUCUUAUUACUGUAAAGAAACCUGCUGAGAUCUACUCUGUGGAACUGUUGACAUAUGUUCUGGUUAAUAAAAGUUUAAACAAAA